AUGAGAAGUCGACAUAGCGUAGAGCCCACAUGCACUUCCGCAGCAGCAGCAACACCGGCGGUAGCAACAGAAACGCAUGCGCCGCCAACAAUUAAGGCUAAAACCUUAGCCGUUUCGACAGUAAGCGCACAACAACAACAACAACAAAAACAACACAAAAGCAAUGCAGUUUCUGUGCAACCGCCGGCGGCGUUAGUGGUCAGUCCAAGAAGAAGCAACAACAGCAACAUAAAGCAGACAAUCAAAGCUAAUCUGCAAGCAAUUCAAGAACAAGAACAAGCACAGCAGCAUAGCGAGAACGACGAAAUGAACGACGUUCACCCACAAAGCAAUAACCUAAACGAUAAUAAUAGUAUUAGCAAUAAUAGCAACAACAACAACAACAACAGCAAUAGUAGCCACAAUAUGAGUGCAAGUGUAAAUAGUGUAUGCAAUACAAGCAAUAAUCUCUUAAAUAAUUCAAGUAAUUCAAGCAAUAACAACAACAAUAAUAGCAACAGCAACGAUAACACCAACAGCAGCAUGGAAAUGCCACAUAGCAAAAAUAAUGCAAAUAUCAACAACAACAACAUUAGUGGGAGCGGCGGCGGCAUUGGCGAAGGUAGUGACAAAACUUCACCAGCCAACAGUAUUGGCGCUAACUCUGCGAAAAUUGCCGACCUCACCGCACUGUCUGCUACCCACUCCAAUACCAACACUAACAUCAAUAGCACCAGCAGCAGCGUCAGCCAUAGCAGCACUUCAUCGACCAGCCUUUUGCUGCGUAAACAAUUCAUCGCCUCAUCGGAUGGCAGCAAUGCGAGUUUUAGCUCGGCAUCGGUUGCUGGCUCAAUACAG
Molecule: messenger RNA, 837 nt
Organism: Rhagoletis zephyria (snowberry fruit fly)
Lineage: Eukaryota; Metazoa; Arthropoda; Insecta; Diptera; Tephritidae
Product: probable serine/threonine-protein kinase dyrk1
Source: RefSeq, a predicted model, not a curated record